Molecule: messenger RNA, 2974 nt
Organism: Lytechinus pictus (painted urchin)
Lineage: Eukaryota; Metazoa; Echinodermata; Echinoidea; Temnopleuroida; Toxopneustidae
Product: F-box only protein 6-like
Exons: 5
Coding region: 103-1128 (341 amino acids)
Biological process (GO): SCF-dependent proteasomal ubiquitin-dependent protein catabolic process; glycoprotein catabolic process
Cellular component (GO): cytoplasm; SCF ubiquitin ligase complex
Molecular function (GO): ubiquitin protein ligase activity; protein binding
Source: RefSeq, a predicted model, not a curated record
GCAGUCUAGUCGAGUCUAACAAUAACAUUACGCCUUUUUUACGGUACCGGUAUAUAUUUUCAAAAUUGGAUCGAUGAACUGAACUGAACUGGAAUAGACUGAAUGGGGAAAAGCAACUCCACUCUUAGACUAAAAAGAUCAUCAAAAAGAAUGGAGCCCAAAGCGGAUGAGCAGGAAAUCGAAUGCAGCCAAAAGAGGGGAGGUGAAUUUGCAGAGCCCGCUGUGGAUACUCAGAACAUCAAUCUUCAUAUUGAAAGACGAUCAGUUGACUGUUCAUUUGAAGACCUCCCGUAUGAGCUGAUCCAACGGAUCUUGGUUGUCGUCCCUGAUUGCGAUCUGCCAGAAUGCAGCUGUGUGUGUAAGACGUGGCAAGCGGCGAUUGCGGAACAGUCCUUUUGGAGACAGAAAUGCGAGAGGGGAGGCCAGUUUGUUGAAAAGUACAUGGCGCCGUACUUCCCCCCAGACUGGAGAGAAUUCUACUUCAAGUCUCCAUUUGCCAGGAAUCUUAUCAAGAACUGCAGUGGACAAGAUAGCCCUGGAGAGCACGAUCUGAAACAUUGGACCAUCCUGAGCAACGGAGGAGAGCGAUGGAAAAUAGAGACAGGUUGCCAUGGCUCAGACCGCUUGCCCGACGAAGUCCUGCGGCUGAACGGUGGCAAGGACAAGAGCUUUGCCACUUCGUAUGGGUGGUGUGAAAGAGAACAGGUCAUUGACCUCGUAAAGGAAGGUUUCAGCGAAGAAAUGCUGGACCGUAUGAAGCCCACGAUCUUCGUGUCAGAGUGGUAUGCCGCCCGGUUCGAUUGUGGGAACACCUAUGAAUUUGGCAUGCAGCUCCUCAAGGGUAGACCUACCUCAGAGGACACAAAGGAUGUUAUCGUCGACAGCUUCUCGUUCGGACCCAUUAUCACCCCAGAGUGGCCUGAACGCAGUUGGAAACAGGCAACUCAUUUCUUCAGAGAGUAUGGAGCAGGAGUGCGGUUCAUCCGUUACUGGGACAAAAGCAAGGAUAAUAAGUUCUGGGCUGGACACUAUGGCGGUAAAAUGGCGGGGUCAGAGGUCCGAUUUAUCUUCACGAGGGAGCAGGAUACCAAUGCACCAAGGCCGCUACAGGGGGUAUCGCCUUCAUGACAAGACGAAAUACCACGCUUUGGAAUUUUCAUCACUGCUCUACGGCUUCCUGAUCUGUCUGUUGACUUCAAUCCUACGAUUCGAUACAAACAACUGCAUGUGGGUCGGUAUGAUUGUUCUUGGAGAAAGACUUCUGAUAGAGGGUUGCGAGAAAUUAAGAAGCUACCUGAGAUGGGAUAGGGACAUACCGAUUUUAAAGCGACUUCUGAAAAAUUGUCCAUUAUGCUUAUUGCCUAGUUUACAUUUUGAUUACGAUCAUUGUAGGGUGCCCGUAGGUUGAUUCCAUCUUGCUAAUCAUAUGGUCUCCUAAAGGGGGGGGGGGGGGGGGGGUGACAAAUGCAAGUCCCGAACCUUGGGGAAAUUGAAUCAUGAGCAUUUUGCAUUAGGUUUAUUUACAUGUACCUAUGCAUAAUCUCUCUACCAUGCAAGCCUGUCAAAGCAGUGUGAAGAAAUUCAGACAAUACAAAUUUAAACCGAACUCAGGAUCCUCAUAUUUUACUUUGUAUUUUUCAAAGUUUUGAAGAAAUUCAGAAAAAUUGCUUUAUUGCUAUUUAUCUGUAAUGUAACUAUGAACAAAUCAUAUGUGAUUAAUCUAAUAUCUACAAAUUGAUAACAUAUAUAAAUAUUUAUUAUAUAAGUUUAAAAAUACUCAAAGUCAUUCAUAUCACAUGACUAUAUGGACUGCAGUGAUGAGCAAAACUCAAAGGUUCCAUUGCAGCUAGUGAUGGUUGGUGGGAAAAUAUAUUCUUUGUCAUGUGAUAUGUGAUCUGUGAAUGAGCUUUACCUACCUAUGUACUUUUAACAGUUGCCAAUCUAAUGCCAAUUAGAUUUCCUGCAUAUACCGGUGGACCGUAGAAUCGCCCGCCCGAUCAGGAAAGGUAGCAGGGUUCUGACAAGUCUGGUUUUGAAGCAUAGACUGAAUAGCUUGAAGAAAAUAUUGAAUUGUCGGUUCUACCGAAGGUUGGUCUGGAUGAGGUUUAGACGGCGGAUCAAGACUCGAAGCGGGCAUGUUAUUUUGACUGGCGGGAGCAUGGGCUACGGCCACGUCCGAACUGUAUUUAGCGGCGGGAGGUGUCCCUACAGCCACUUGUUUAGAUUUGGAUAUUGUGGCGGGAGGUUUCCCUACGGCCGCUGUUUUUAAUUUGGUUGUGGUCCUCUUAGGAAUGGUAUUUUUCUUCCUUUUUUUCAACCACUUUCCCUUCUUGGGUGAAGGAGAUCCAUUGAUGGAAGAGACCGAGGUUCUUUUCCUUGACGGAAGAUUACCCAACUCGGAAUUCUCGCCCCUCGGCCGUUCUGACCGAGGAGAUCGAGAAGAAGACGGCUCUGCUUUGCGAGAGGCCGUGGCAAGCUCAUCAACAGGUCUCACAUUAGAUCUAACAGACAUAACAAGGUUUAGAUUAUAACGGACAGUACAACAAAAAAUGGUUUGAAAAAUUACAAAAGUAUUGAUGAAAUUCCGAACCCUCUAAAAAAGAGCAAGUGAUCAAUUAAAGUCAAGUAUAAAAUAUACAAAUACUUAGCUUCGCGGGGGCAACACAAUCUGUAACAAUCGGCAGAAGAAAGAGGACGUGUUCUGGCGCACAGGGCCUUUAUAAUACAGGGCGGUAGUAGAGUCCGCACUGGCGGUUGCUAGGCAACCAGGGGUCAAUUACCUAUUUUUCUGCAGGGAGCAAAUCUAAUUGGCAUUAGAUAGGCAACUGUUAAAAUUAAACAUGUAGGUAAAGCGAUAUGAAAUAGAUGAACUUUUGGCCUGUUCUGACUUGUAUUAAGAGUUUAAGAACAUGUAUGUUGAAGUGUCAGUGAAAAUGAAAUGGUUUAAAUCGCUCCAUUUGUUUCAAAUGUCAAA